UUUCGGAUCCUGACUGGGAGUUUGAAUGGUAUUUACAUAAAACAAAUCUAUCCGAGACACACAUGAACGUUUUACCUGCAUGGAAGAACUAUGUUACAGGCAGUGGGAUUGUAGUAGGAGUUGUAGAUGGCGGUGUGUUUAAUCACCCAGAUUUAAAUCUGGACCCGAAUUUGACGUUUCGUCCCUUUGAAGACUCCACAUAUGACAAAAGCCACGGAACGAACGUUGCUGGUGUAAUUGCUGCCAGAAAAAAUGACAUUUUUGGAAUAGGAGUAGCAUUUGAAGCAAUCAUUGCAGAUAUAAGAUUACUUAACAACCAUCUGACACCUCAAAUAAUGAAGGAUGCUUUAACACAUCGUUUGGAUAGUAUCCAUAUUUUUUCUAACAGUUACACAAACUAUGGUAAUGGCAUGUCAAUUCACCAUUUACAUAAAGAAGUUGAACAAGCUCUUCAAGUUGGAACGUCACGUGGCAGAGGAGGACAAGGUACGAUAUAUGUUUGGUCUACAGGGAAUUACGGAGGUGAUGGUUUUCUCCGAGAUUAUUGUACAUAUGAAGGACUCAAUAACAAUCCCUGGGUAAUAUCUGUAGCAGGCAUUGCUUACGAUCUGUCUAAGUUGACAUCAGGAGAGCAGUGUUGUUCAAUGUUCAUAUCAGCUUUCACGAAAGAGGAGGGGGAUCAUAUUCAUCAGAUUAAAACAACAGAUGGACUGAAUGGGAGUACACCAUACUUUGGAAGAAAUUCAGCAGCUGUUCCUAUGGUAUCUGGAGCAAUUGCAUUAUUGCUACAAGCGAAUCAAAACGUAGGGUACAGAGAUGUUAUGCAUCUUCUUGUUAAGACAGCCAAUUCAAAUCUACCUUUCCAUCCUGAUGAUUUUGUUUUAAAUGGAGCUGGUUUAAAAACUUCUGUUACCUUUGGUUUUGGACUGUUGGAUAUUGGACGUCUUGUUCAGGAAAGUCGGGAGUGGCAAAAUGUACCUAAAGAGAUUUAUUGUGAAAACAUCUUCAACCAGGAGCAAAUUCCUCAAACACUAAACGAUCGCAUUCAGAUGAGUGUAUCUCCAUCUUAUUGUGGUAUAGAAGAACUUGAACAUGUAACAAUAUAUCUUAACGUUUCUUCAAACCGGGCUGGUUUUCUUGAGAUAACUUUAACAUCUCCUUGUGGAACCAAUACUACAAUCAUACCUGGACGGCAUAUAGACUACAGAAAAGUUUUAACCAUAAAUGUGACGUCAGUGCAGUUCUGGGGAGAAAAUCCAAGUGGCAUGUGGAUACUCCAAGUCAAUGAUAUUGUGCCUGUUAAUGGUAUACUCUUUUCUUGGCAUAUCCACAUGAUAGGAAUGGCAAGCGUUCGGAAAUUAUAUAGUGGCCAAAAAUGCAACUCAUAUUACGAAGAAACAACUAGUGCAUCUUUAACAAAAAAUAUAACGUUUGGAAAUGGAAUUGGAUCAACCGUGAGUGGUACAAAAUCUACUGCUGAACGGCAAACUGGUACUUCGUUUUCAACAAACCUGUUAUUAAGUUCAUAUCUCUCUACAGCUGUAACACAUUUGCCGAAUAAGUCUGCUGAUUAUACAACAAUCAGCACUACGAAAAAGCAAAACAGUGACAAUCUAGUUUUCAUAAUUCCGUUGAUAAUACUCUGUGUAAUUUUGAUAAUUUUUCUUGUCCUUUUAGUCCUUUAUAAAUUAAGAAAGAAAAAAUCUUUUUCGUUAAAAAUGCAUGAAAUUCGAUAA
Messenger RNA from Saccostrea cuccullata (small rock oyster), 1736 nucleotides. Its product is annotated as furin-like. Bases 63 to 1736 code for a protein of 557 amino acids. Gene Ontology annotation, molecular function: serine-type endopeptidase activity. Gene Ontology annotation, cellular component: membrane. The transcript has 13 exons. NCBI's taxonomy places the organism in Eukaryota, Metazoa, Mollusca, Bivalvia, Ostreida, Ostreidae. Gene Ontology annotation, biological process: protein processing. The record is from RefSeq and is a predicted model, not a curated record.